UAACAAUGUUCAGAAAAUCAAAGCCAAAAGUAGAUCCUCCACCCGUGGCCCCUAGUUUAGAGGAGAUGUUGGAGGACUUGGAAACAUUCGAAAUCAAUAAACCAACUGUAGGCAGCACCAGUGACAACGUGGACUUGGAGCACGCUCUCAUGACGGAGCCUGAGAAUUUAAGCAUCCAGACAUGGUGGCGGGUUUUUGACGAAUAUGAUCGAAAGGUUAAGAAAAUGGCCGAGACGGAGGAGAACCUGGAGUCGCAAAGAAAUCAGCUCAAGGACUGCUACGACAAGCUAGAGGCAAAUGCAAAUAAAUUGAAAGAAAACAUCAAGAAGCAACAGUCACUAAUUAAAGUAGCGCUCAAAAACGCUUAA
Drosophila bipectinata is the source of this 368-nucleotide messenger RNA. RefSeq lists its product as uncharacterized. The record is from RefSeq and is a predicted model, not a curated record. Lineage: Eukaryota; Metazoa; Arthropoda; Insecta; Diptera; Drosophilidae.